AUGGAUGAAAAACAGGAAGAGGCUGUGAGGGUGUUAAAACAACAAUUACAGGAAAUUGAGGACACACUGUUAGCUCAAGAGAAGCUCCUGCAAGACAGAAACCAAAAAAUGGCCCUGGUAUCGGUGUCAGUUGUCGAUGCCGAGAAGGCUCUUGAGGAAAGUGAGGAGGAGUUGCGGGAGGCUCAGAUGCAACUGGAAAAUGUAGUGGCUGAUAAUCGGAUAGCGCACACAGAGCUAGCAAGACUUCAGACAACAUCAGGAGAUCGUCUACCGCGCGAUGAAUAUGUGCGGGAACUCUCCGAAGCCGAUUCCGGACUGAAGGAAAUGGAGGGCCAGGUCCAAGAGCUUGUGACGCAGGUAGAGUCGUUGAGUGGAGGCUCUGCUUCGGAUGUGGAUGCCCGACGGCAACUCACCUUGGUGAGGCUUAUUUCCAUGCUGGAUGAUCUACACACUUCGUUAAGUCGCAGCCUACAACGCGUUCCGCUGGAGGAGGAUGCAAGAGCGCGGGAGGUACUGAAAGCUAUACGCGAGCUUUCUCGUGAGCGCGAGAGGGCAAUUGGGUAUUGCUUGAGAAAGAAGCGGGAGGUGGCAGAUAUCAUUGAGCUGAAGAAGCAGAGAGCCAAUGAACUUACUUUAGAUUCACGGCGAAAACUGUCGACUCUUGGCGAAGAUCAUGAAAAGGCCACCCUUGGUGUAGUUGAAAAAAUACAAGCGGAACGCAAAGCACUUCGCGAAGAAGUUGAGAGUGUUAAAAGCGCGAAUCAGCAACUGUGGGACGCGCUUCGUGACACCAAAUAUUCUUCAGACUUUCUUCAGGGUGGGGACUCCAAACGGGAGGCUGCCGUCUCUGCUAGUGACACUCUCCGCAGAUCUGCCGAUGUCGAGGAGGAAAAGAACCAUCUUCGUGAACAGCUAAAAUUGUUUGAAGUAAAGCGAACAAAGCUACAACGAAUGAUAGAGGAGUUGAGGACAAAUGUGAAUGCGGAGAUGGAGAAACACGCGCUGAAGCUGAGGGAUCUCAAACAUGAGAUUGAACUCCAGCAACGCGAAAGUCACAAGCUUGAAGGUGAAAACAGGAAGCUGAAAUCCUUGUGCGACUCGUUGGCUGUGACGCUUGAGGCGUGA
Molecule: messenger RNA, 1125 nt
Organism: Trypanosoma rangeli
Lineage: Eukaryota; Euglenozoa; Kinetoplastea; Trypanosomatida; Trypanosomatidae
Product: elks delta-like protein
Exons: 1
Coding region: 1-1125 (374 amino acids)
Source: RefSeq, a predicted model, not a curated record